CGAGGAUGUAAGGAUGGGAAUUUGGAAUUACAUAAUUAUAUAAUCAAAUGAUGAUCAUCCUCCAUCUGCGCUAAUGCAUUCUUGUUAAUCUCUCUGCUUCCAUCUUCCCUCAAAUCGAUCAUGUGUGGUCGCUUUGCACAAGCAUUACCACCGAGAGAUUAUUAUGAUGUCGUAGACGAUCAAUUGCAAGGAAAGAGGAGGCCAAAAGAAGGCGACUCAGGUUCAGGUGGUGAGAACAUCAAGUCUGGACCACAGCUUCAACUCCACUCACAAGUCGGCGAACAAGAUUAUCAUCCGACAUACAAUGUUGCACCCGGUGUUCAAGUUCCAAUCGUACGAUUAGAAGAUCCUGUCCCUCUGACUUCUUCCGGCAAAAGUGGCGAUCAGGCCUUGUUGAUUCAAUGUAUGCGCUGGGGAUUGCUUCCACAUCACACAACCUUUAUUCCACGUGGAGUGGAUGCUAUGCGAACGAUUAAUGCUCGUGAUGAUGCUGUGUUGAGUGGAAGGAGUAUGUGGACUCCUAUUCUACGAUCCGGUAAGCGUUGCAUAGUAUUUGCUCAAGGGUUCUAUGAAUGGCUAAAGAAGGAUGAAGGUGCACAAAAGAUUGCACAUUUUGUUGGAGUGCAGAUACCCGGAAAUGGUAGAAAGGAUGCUGAUGGGAAGCAGAGAGGGAUGAUGCCAAUGGCAGGAUUAUGGGAAAAGUGCACAAUCGAUGGAAAGGAUGUGUACUCUUUUACGAUCAUCACAACGGAUUCAAACGAUCAAUUGAACUUUUUGCAUGAUCGUAUGCCCGUUAUUCUACCCGAUGAAAGGGCUAUGCGUAUUUGGCUUGGUAUUGGAGAGGAUGUGACGCAGGAAGAAGUGCGUAAGCUUUUGCGGCCGUAUCCCGCACAAUUGGACUGCUAUCCUGUUCCAAGAGAGGUAGGAAAGGUGGGUAACGAUAAUGCAAACUUCAUCUUGCCGGUUUCAAUGAGAAAAGACGGCAUACAAGCAGCAUUUGGAAGGGCAAAGCAGAAAGAUAAAGAGCAACAGACACCUAUCAAAGAAGAAAGUCUCUCUACAGAAAAAGCUACAAAAGAGGAAGAGAAAGGUCAACAGUCUGCUACGACCGAAACAAAUGCUCCCAUCAAAGAAGAAGUUGUCUCUGCGAACAAAGCCGCAAAAGAGGAAGACAAAGACAUCAACAACGGCACACCUUCCUCUAAAUAUUCACCAGAGCCUUUCAAUCCGCCUCUUUCACCUGAAAGGCCAAAAGGAGGUUAUAGCACGGUGGAUAAUCCCGAUCCGACGCCGUACAGAAGGCGUGGUCAGGCAACUCCAACGAAGCGAGAACAUCCUUCCCCAGGCGUAGGAGCGGGAAACAGUGCAAAAAAGCGUCAAUUGGAAGAAUCAGCAAAAGGAACAAAGGAUAUUCGUAGCUUCUUCAGCAGCAAGUAGUGGAACAUGACUUUUUUGUAUUUAUAGUUUGUACUUUUAUAUUUUCGUUCAACUCUGAUUUGAAAAUGAAUGGCUUUAAUGUACAUGAAUUGA
Meira miltonrushii is the source of this 1530-nucleotide messenger RNA. RefSeq names its product DUF159-domain-containing protein. Gene Ontology annotation, molecular function: single-stranded DNA binding. Bases 121 to 1437 code for a protein of 438 amino acids. Gene Ontology annotation, biological process: DNA damage response. The record is from RefSeq and is a predicted model, not a curated record. Lineage: Eukaryota; Fungi; Basidiomycota; Exobasidiomycetes; Exobasidiales; Brachybasidiaceae. The transcript has a single exon.